This is a messenger RNA of Castor canadensis (American beaver), 1653 nucleotides long. It is a transcript of the gene Cfap184, whose product is annotated as cilia and flagella associated protein 184. The record is from RefSeq and is a predicted model, not a curated record. Gene Ontology annotation, biological process: cilium assembly. Gene Ontology annotation, cellular component: ciliary basal body; axoneme. Lineage: Eukaryota; Metazoa; Chordata; Mammalia; Rodentia; Castoridae.
AUGGACGACCACUCCCAGCACGAUGAGGUCGAAGGUGGAAAUGGAGAAAGCCUGGACCCGACCAAGAUUGAGGUCAGCUCUGUUCCCCAGACCCUGGUGGAACCUGAGGGGCCCGAGCUGGAGCUGGAGCAGGAGCCGAAGCCGAAGCCAGGGCCAGAGACCGUGGCGGCAGAGGAGGGGCCGGAAUUAGAGGCUCGGGAGAGCGGCGCCGACGCGGACCAGCAGGCGGAGACCCUGGAAAGGCCGGAGACCACCGAGGCCGCGGGCGAAGACGAACCCGGAGAGCCGAAGAGGCGGGCCGAUCUCCAGCCCGAGGGGCCAGCCGAGCCGCCAUCCGAAGAUGGGUCCGAGGAACCGGAGACUGAGGAGGUGGAGGUGAUGAAGAGGAGGAAAAUGGAAUCAUGUUCCCGAAGCUCUGCGAAGCUGACCACGAUCAGCAAGGAGGAGGCUGCUCCAGUCCUGGAGGCUGAGAGAGCAAAAGGGAAGGAGGAGGAGGACGACGGGGAGGAGGGAGCGAGCGAGGAGAGCCAGGGUGAGAUGGAGGGCGCGGAAGGGCGCAAGUGGAGAAGCCAGGAAGAGCGGAGGCCCUCGGGAGGGGACCCGGGGCAGGACGAGGAGUGGUCGGAGGAGGUACAGAAGGAGCAGGAGCAGCAGCUGCGCAGCGAGCUGCUGGAGCAGUACCACAGCCUGAUGGCGGAGCGCAACCGCUACCGGCGCUACAACUUGUUCCUGCAGCACAAGAUCUUCGAGGCGCUCCGCAAGAAGAAGGGCCUGGAAGCUGGGGAGGCGCCCGAUGGGGGUGCGGAGCCCGAGGACCCCGAGAGAGAGCAGGCCUACUUGCACCGCCUGGCCAUCCUGGAGGAGCUGAAGAAGCAGGAGGCGGACGACCUGGAGUGGUACCACCAGGAGCUGGGCCAGCUGAAGCAGCAGUGCCAGGAGAAGCUGGCCAGGGUGGAGAAGGAGUGGCGCCGCUUCCAGGCCCUCAAAAAGCAGGUGGUGAUGCAGGUCGUGGGCAGCUGCCGCAUGCGGGGCGGUCGCCAGGCCGCCCUGCGAGAGGUGGAGCAGAUCCAGGCCCUGGAGGACAAAAAGGAGAAGGAGAUGAGCGUCGUGCGCCUGGAGAACGUGCAGCUGAGGCAGAGCCUGGUGCACUUUGAAACCAGGAUGCGAGCCCAGGAGGACUUGGCCGAGGGUCUGCUCCUCAUCGAUUUUGAACAGCUCAAGAUUGAGAACCAGACCUUCAACGAGAAAGUGGAGGAACGAAAUGAGGAGCUUUUAAAACUACGCAACAAGGUGACCAACAAUGUGCAAACCAUAACCCACAUCAAGGAAAAGCUGCACUUCAUAGACACGGAGAAUGCGUGCAAGAAGACGCAGCUUUUGGAAAUCGAGGCUCAGGUGUCCCUAGGGAGGGACGUCCUGAGAAAGACUAAGCAAGCCCGAGACAGCCUGCGGGUUGACAACAUGAAGCUGAACCAGAAGUGUGGGCUUCUGGGUAAGGAAGCACUCCUACGGGACUUGGAAGAGAAGGUGGACAAGACCAACGCUCUCAACAAGCGCCUAGAAUCCCUGAAGCGCCAUCACGCGGGGCUCACGCUGUCCUGCAGAGGUGUGAAGCAGAAGAUUAGGGAGGCCAAAGCCUUCCUCCCCUCUUGA